UCGCUUUGCCCACGUGACUGCCGAUCAUGUGAUGAUCAGCUGUGGUUUGUUUGGAUCGCGGAGGCUCGUGUUUUUACUUCCGAACGAACGCUUCAGCGUCGCACCUGAGGAGUUCUGUUUAGUCUCGAGCGCCUCUCGUUCUUCAGGACAGCGGACGCGGCGAUGCUGAGGGCGCGGAGCAGCGGCGGGUGUGGCGCGCUGGAGGUGCGUCUGCUGGCGGAGCGCGAUGCGUGCGGGGCGCUGGAGGACGCCGCGGCGCUGGAGCUCAGCAGGGGCCCGUCAGUGCUGUGCUGCUGUGUGAAUAGAGCGGGUGAAGUGAGGGUGAGGAGCGUCUCUGAGAGCAGAGCAGCACUGCACACCCUCCAGCACACCUGCACGGAUGUUGUGUGGGAGGACCAGUGGGAGAGCAGCGGUCGUGAUGUGAAGCUGAAGCUGCUGCUGCUGGACUCUCGGUGUGCUCUGAGGCUGUAUGAGCUGGAUCCUCAGGGUCAGCCGCUGCUUCUGUGUGAGAGAUCGUCCGAUUCACUGCUGCAGUGUGUUCAACACAGACACCCCGAUGUGCCGGAGCUGCUGUCUCUGAGGCCGCUGUGGUUCGCUGACGGCUGCUGUGUGCUGCUGCUGAACACGUGUCUGCUGCUGCAGCUCCGCUGGACGGACGAGACGGCGCAGCUGGAGACACUGUCCUGCGUUCGGCUGGCUUCUCCUCUCCAGACGGAGGACGCCUGCACAGACUGCCGGCUCUGUCGGGGGACGCUCUUCAUUCUGCUCAGGACUGGCCUCACAUAUGUGUUUGACAGCACUGAUGGGAAACUCUUGGCUUCAGUGGAUUUCCCCUCAUACUGCGGUCUAGCAGACGUCUCGUCCUUCUGUCUCUUCCAGAUCUCCCAGGAUCUCAGUACAGCUGUGAGCGUCACGCGGCAGAACCAAGCCCUCGCCGUCGACCUCAACCACUACUUCAGGAAGUAUCCAGAUCACCUUCAUUGUCGCUCAGCCCCUAAUCGGCCACUUCUCAGGCCCACUGAAUCAUGGGAUCAGGACAGUCUCGCGAGCUCCGUCCACAGCCUGUCAGUCCUGGAUAAACCUUUCCAAACAGACAGGUCGUGGGAGGCGCGUCUGUCUUCGCUGUAUGGUCGAUCUAAAGCUCCGGAGGGCAGGGGUUAUCAGGGGUCACCCUGGUACAGAGAUUUCCCUCAUGUGGAGUGCCGUCGAGCGGCGGCCACCGCCAAACUCUCUCAGCCCUCCGUGAAGCCAGGGGGCGCUGUGACGCGUUUCGACGUGCCGGACGGAGCGACCGCAGCAGGCCUGAACGUCUCUGAGUUCUCUGCGCUCGUUACGUUCGUUUGUCCUGGAAACACAAACACGGUUCUGGCUUACUGGGAUCUGGAGGGUCAAAGCGUGACGUACCACCGCGCAGACGCCCCCGCCGCCCCCGUCCAGAGAUCAGCUGAGGAGCACCUGUGUCUGUUACUGAAGCCCUCGGGUCUGUCGGUGGUUUUGUUCUGUGUGACGCAGGACGAGCUGUUGAACCGGCUGAUGGUUUUUGGCACAGCCGGGACGGUCGACUCGCUCUGUCAUCUGAAUGCCUGGGGACGCUGUUCAAUACCCAUACAUGCCCUACAGGCCGGUCUGAAGAACCACCAGCUGGACACGGUUGAUUUCUUUCUGAAGAGUAAGGAGAACAUCCUGAGCCCCGCGUCUGGGUUUGUUCUGCCCGAUCAGACGCCGGCCGCCUCGACCCAAAGCCUUCUGAGGAAUGUGCAGGCUCUAUGUCCGGCUCUGGAUCUGCUGCGUUCUGCCAUACAUGACACACACACUGAAGCUCAGAGCCAGCAGUUCUGUGAUCAGCUGCUGAGCAUCACACUCACCUUCCUCAACACUCAAACCAAAGUCCUCCUCACCAGCACACACGAGCUGGACGAGAACCUCUGUUACAUCAGAUCUCACAUAUGCUCCUCUCACUUUAGACCUGAAGUUGUUCAGCACGCUAUCUUGAGCAGACGGAUCCCCACUUGCGCAGGCGCUUUCCUGCGCAGACGCGGAUCUCUUGAAUGCAGUCUGGAGGACAUCAGGAAGACGGGACUGAGACGCACCUUCACCUGUCUCACUCACAGAGACCUGCAGCAGGCCAAAACACUGCUGACUCACAUGGGCUUCAAUGUGAAGGAGCAGCUCCACACGCAUCUGCGUUUCACCCAGCCGAUCGGGAUCUAAGGGCCUUUCAUGGUGGAGGAGGCCCUGCAGAAGCAGGACGUUACCUCUCGUGUGAAGAGCCUGCAGCAGGUGGAGUUUAUUCAGACCAUUAAUAACUUGUGCUCGACACCUGCGACGAGAUGCUCCAGCCGUCUGGAUGUGUCCAGGGUUCUUCAGAUGAGCCGGUCUGAUCCCGAGAGCAGGCGACUGCUGCAGGAGAUCACGCAGGAAGCGGACUCGUCCCCCUGCGGCUCUCUACUGGAUCCUGUGCGUCUGGACUGGGUCAGAUACUGGGACAGAGACACGCAGAGCUCCAUCCUUCUGUCCCGACUGCAGCCGUCCGCUCAGGGUUCGUGGGAUGCCUCUGUUCUCUGGUCGUAUCUCACCUCUCUUCAUGAUGGUGUCCGAGCCUCGGCGUGGGUUUGCAGCUCGACCGCGGCUGACGCCCCCCGCUGGCCUGCGCUCGCGCCGCACAUCAUCAACCACCGCAGCCGCUGCGGACGCUACCUGCGUGAUCAGAUCCUGGACCUGCUCGCCCGUCAGGGCCUGUUUGUGCAGUCGGAGAUAGAGGACUUCCAGCAGUUGCUAUGGCGACUGGGUCAAGCCGGAGGAGUGAUGCAUCAUGGGAAGGAUCCUCCUGUCCCACAGGAGCAGGAGUUUCACCAGCGCUUCGUCCUGCACUGUCUGGAGAACAGCCUGCAGUACCUGCUCUACUGCUACCUGGAGCACUACAGGUUAACUCCCGGGAACUGCCCGCUCCUGACCGACAGAAACCUGUUUGAGAGUUUCCCCUGGUUUGAGAUGAUGCUGAAAUUACAGAAGAUCACCAGAGACCUUAAAGAGCCGGAGCGGGUGUUCGGGGCCAGUCUGACGGCGGCGCAGGUUCUGCUGCCCGGGAGUCAAGCCAGCAUCAGCAGCAUGUUACUGGAGGGUCACAGUCUGCUCGCCCUGUCCACCAUCAUGUUCAGACCGGGCGGCAUCGACCAGGCCGUGCGCGAGGGCGAGCGCGGUCAGGACCCGCUGAGCAGAGUCGACCCGCAGCUGCUGCGAAUGGCCCUCGGCGCGUAUCCCAAACUCAGAACGGCCCUGUUCCCUCAGAGCGGCCCGCGCUGCGAUGUGUCCCUCUACCACCUCCUGCAGGCUUUGCAUCCUCUGGAUCCCUCCAGACUGUUCGGAUGGCAGUCGGCCAACACCACAGGCGGCAGCGAAGCGUCCAGAAGCGAGCCGCCGCGACACUUCUCCCAGCUCUCAGCUCGUGCAGUAAGUUCGCCGUCGUCGAGAAUCUGGACUUCCUGUAUUAUACCUGAGUCACGGCCCGGCCGUCCCGUGUUCGCACAUUCGGGGUUUUUCCUCACGCAAGCAGCUCCUCGACUGCAGCAACGUGAACGCUCCAGUGAGUCCAUGCUCUCAAUGUGUGUGUGUUUCUGCGAGCUGCUGGGUGUGUGUAGCCUCAAGCUGAGGGUGGAUCUCUGUGUGCUGAACCUCGUCCUCAGACUCUGGACUCAGACCUGCGAGGACCACAGAGACGCCGCUUCACUGCGGCAGACGCUCGUGGAGAAGGCCGGCAAGCUGGUCAGCGGUGAGAAACGAAGCGCUCAGGAGCUGAUGGUUCAUCUGGAGACAGGCAGGUCAGAGACGGCUCUGGAGAAGAAAGGCGUCUGUCGAUCGUCGUACGAGGCGGCGCAGGAGUGGGCACUUCCUGUCCAGUUCUGUCACCUGCACGCUCUUCCUCUAAGCCCUGCGUUCCCACAGGACUGCGCUCGUGACGGACAGUGGCUCAACUUCCUCCUCUACACAAGUCUUAAUCUUUUACAUCACAACUUCAUAUGCUUUUGUUGGUUGGUCCAGGUCAGAUCUCUGGCGGCCAGUUUCUGUCCGGCUCUGCAGUCGCACAUUUCUCUGGCUUUCCAAGAUCUUCAUCCGAGCAGCUCCCAUCAGGCUCUGGAGGAUCAAGGGAGCGUCGCUCACGCUCUCCCCCGAGACGAGAGCCCCGAGCCCCCCAGAGAGCUGUUCCAGGUGCUGCUGGAGAGCCAGGAGAAGCCUUCCGAAGCGGUCCGUCAGCGCAGUCCUGCUCUCCCCCAGCUCACUCCCUCCCAUCACGCCGCCGAGCUGCUGCAGUGUCUCUGCGUGUGGAUCCUGGCGUCUGUCGGUGAUGAUGUCACUCAGGAAGCCACCGCCCACCUCCAGGAGAGCCCCGCCCAUCACGUGUGGAACCUCCACGAUCUCUCCGUCUUGUGGAAGACGCUGCUGUGCAGGAGCAAGAUCAGGCCUCUGAUUCGUGGAUUCCAGCUGUUUCAGAGGGAGUCUCCGCUGAUUUACAUGCUGCACAUGUAUGAGUUCUGCUCGGACUACAAGGACUAUCAGCGAGCCAAAGACAAGCUGCUGGACUUCCAGAAGUGUUUGCUCAAUUUGCGGAGCAGCAGUGUGGUGCUGAGCUCAGACGUGCUGCCGGUCCAGUGGGUCGAGUCUCAGGCUUCGGUUCUGCUGCUGACGCUCCUGAAGCAGAGCAGGACUCAGUACGAGCUGCGCCGGCUGCUUCAGCUGCUGGUGGACAUGGAGCGGCUGCUCAAAUCCAACGGUCCUGACUUCAGGAAGCUGAGUCAGCUGAGUCAGGUGCUGUCAGACACUCCUGUGCCGCUGUCUGCGUGUCUGCUGGACCAUUACUCCAGCGCCGGCCUGCAGGACGAGUGCAGGACCAUCAUGCAGCAGCUGCAGGACCUCGGCCUCUUCACGCAGGCCAGGACCGUCGCACAGCUGGCCGAGCUGCCUCGACUGCUGAUCAUUAAUGAGCUGCAGCGAGAUCUGUGCGCUCAUCGGCAGAAGCGUCAGUGGGAGAGACAGGAGACGCGGCUGUCCUUCUGGAGAAGGUGCCACGAGCAGCUGGAGACGGACCGCGUCCAGCCCGAGGCCGCCUCUCAGUUCUUCCUGACUCAGGCUGAGGAGCCGCUGGAGUCAGGUCCGGAGCUGGUUCAUCUGCAGGAGCGCUGUCUGCUGCUGGGUCUGGCGGGUCACUGGCUGUCUCUGUGUGAUCCUCCGCUCCCCGUCUGCCGUCUGGCCGCGCUGGAGAAGCGUCAGUGGCAGAGUCGUAUCCGCUGGCUGCUGCUUCACACGGCUCUGGAGCGUCAGAGUCUGUUCGCGCCCUCGGCCCUGUCCCAGGACUCCUUCCAGAGCCUCCUCAAGGAGUUCUCCUUCUCCAGGAUGGUGGCGCUGGACGACCCGGUUCAUCUGAGCGUGUCCGGGCUCCCGGCGGCCGAGGACGAGUGCGUGCUGUCCGGGGACGAGCGCGAGGCUCUGGCCGCUCUGGUGGCGCAGCUGCUGGACGAGGGGGGCGUGAGCGAGGCCAGUCGCGUCUGCAGGUAUUUCGGGUUGUUUCACAGAGACGUGUGGCUGGUCCUGAAGUGUCGCGGUCUGGCGAGCGGAGAGCUGCAGCCUGAGCUUCACAGCCCUGAUGGAGAAACCAGACGCAGUUUGCCAUCAUCUCCUAGCAUGAGCAGCCUGUCGUCGUUCGUGGUGGUGCCGUCGCCGGACGAUCAGGUUCUGGUUCAGCUCAAACAUCUGGUGGAUCAGUGCUGCAGCGGCAAGAGUUACUGCAAACAAGUGCUGAGCCUCUACGAGCUCUCGAAGGAGCUGCAGUGCUCGUUCGCUGAGAUCUCGUCGGAGGAGCCCGAGGCGGUUCUGAGGAAGGUUCUGCUCUCGCAGCAGGUGGACCGUUAUAAGCGCGCUCAGGCCUUCAUCAGUGUUCAGGGCCUGCAGCCCGACGCCGUCGCCCGCCUCGUCUCCACUGCUGUGCUGGAGGGCUUGCUCGCCUCGGCUCAGGAGGGAGAAACCGGAGAGCGGCUGAUGUACGGCCCAGCCGACGGGAGAGAGACGUUCCUCCAGCUGGCCAAACUGUGUGGAGACCCAAACCUGGUCGGCACCAAACUGAUGGACAGUAUCCCGACCGUCCCGCUGUCAGAGCUCAGCUGCACUGUGGAGAUCUUGAUUUUGGCUCAUGACUGCUUCAGUCUCACCUGUAACAUGGAGGGAAUCGUGAGGGUCCUGCAGGCGGCCAGACACCUGAGUCACUCACACCUGGCUCACGGAGACGGCUACGGACUCCUGGUGCGUCUCCUCACAGGUAUCGGCAGGUACAAUGAAAUGACGUACAUCUUUGACCUGCUCCAUCAGAACCAUCGCUUCGAGAUGCUGCUGAGGAAGAAGGUCGAGUCGAACGUCAGGCUGAAGACGGCUCUGUUGGACUACAUCAAGCGGUGUCUGCCGGGUGACAGCGAGAAGCACAACAUGGUGGCUCUGUGUUUCAGCAUGCGUCGAGAGAUCGGAGAAAACCACGAGGCAGCGGCGCGAACGCAGCUCAAAAUCAUUGAAUCACAGCCCUGGGCGAUCACUGCAGAUCUGAAGAGUGCUCUUAUGAAGGUCCUGACUUUACUGAAAGACGCAGCUGAGAGCUACUCGAAAGACUCCUGUGUGCGUCAGGCUGUGAAAUGUGUCAAACUGGCCAAACUGGUGACUCUCCAGCUGCACUUCGUGACUCAGGGACAGGAGCAGCGCGUCAUCAACCUGCGGCCGGCAGACCUCCAGAGCACCAUCGUGUCUUUACCGCGCUGUUACCAGGUGUUUGUGCUGGCCGAAGCGUACGACCACAGUCCGGACUGGGCCGAGCUGCUCUAUCAGAAGGUCAUUCUCAGAGGAGACUUCAGCUAUCUGGAGGAGUUCAAGCGGCACCGAGCGCUCAGCGCUGGCCUGUUCGAAGACAUCUCCAAGAAGAUGUCUCAUCACAAAGCGCCGGCGAGCUCCAGUCAGAAUCUGAAGAAGCUUCUGUCUCACUGCGAGGACGUUUACACUCAUUAUAAACUGGCUUACGAGCACAAGUUCCUGGACGUGGCCAACAUGCUGCUGCAGGACUCCAAGACCAACAGCUUCCUGAAGGACCGUCUGGGCACCUGACCCCGACACAGCUGCACCACGCGCUCUUACUGUUUAAUCAUGCCUUCCCUAUAUAUGGAGCGCUCUAAACAAGCAAAACUAACCUGUCUUUGAUUGAUUUCCAGUAAAAGUGAUUCUUGACCGUUUCCAGGCGUCUGUGUUUCUGUCCUGAUGUGCAUCAGCACGAUGCAGAUGUUUUUACACCAUUAACACGGUAAAAUGCUGUUUUGCUACAAGACCUUGCUGUGUUUGAUGUAGAAUGAAACAUGUUAUAUUUUUCUGCAUUUUCAAAAAGCAUAUCUAAUUAACUGAAAUCACGAAACUUGCACAAUUUAACAACAAUGUAUUAAAAGUUUAACAAAAAUUA
Messenger RNA from Cyprinus carpio (common carp), 7480 nucleotides. It is a transcript of the gene spg11, whose product is annotated as SPG11 vesicle trafficking associated, spatacsin. Gene Ontology annotation, cellular component: cytoplasm; axon; dendrite. Lineage: Eukaryota; Metazoa; Chordata; Actinopteri; Cypriniformes; Cyprinidae. The record is from RefSeq and is a predicted model, not a curated record. Gene Ontology annotation, biological process: axo-dendritic transport; chemical synaptic transmission; synaptic vesicle transport.